UCUCGGAAAAGCUUUUCAGUAAAUGCACUCAUGCUACUACAGGAGCUUCUCGCUGCAAUAAGCUACCCAUCUGCCAUCAACAAGUUAAGACUAAGAGAACUAACAGCUGUGCAAAAGAAAGACCAAAGCUUCAAUUAAACAGCCGAACAGACGCAGAAGGAGAAAAAUAAAACUUAUAUUCAGUACUGAUUCAAGAAUUACAGAGCUGUCACAGAAAAUCAAGCCAAUGAAUUCAAAAGGAAUAUCCUAAGGGGGAAAAAAAGCCUGGUGGAUUCAAUUUUACCCUGAUAUCCUAAGAUACUGAAAAAGAGUAAAUUAUUCAAAGGCGACUGAAUGUUCAAGCCUUUUUCAGACUCACUGCUUUGAGUCUACGACUGAAUGCAACCUCCAAUGUGCUCAAAAGAAUGGGCUUACAUUUCAAGUGGCCAUUAGGGGCUCCUAUGCUGGCAGCGCUAUAUGCAAUGAGUGUGGUUUUAAAAAUGCUGCCUGCCUUGGGCAUGGCUUGUCCACCAAAAUGCCGCUGCGAGAAGCUGCUCUUUUACUGUGACUCUCAGGGGUUUCACUCAGUGCCAAACAACACUGACAAGGGCUCUCUAGGUUUGUCACUGAGGCACAAUCACAUUUCUGAACUUGAAAGGGAUCAAUUUGCAAGCUUCAGUCAACUUACUUGGCUCCACUUAGACCAUAAUCAAAUUUCAACAGUUAAAGAAGAUUCUUUUCAAGGACUCUAUAAACUUAAGGAAUUAAUCCUAAGUUCCAACAAAAUAUCUUACUUGCCAAACACAACUUUUAGUCAACUGCUUAACCUGCAAAAUUUGGACCUGUCUUUUAAUCAGUUAUCAUCUCUGCAUCCAGAAUUGUUCUAUGGCCUUCGGAAGCUGCAAACCUUACAUUUGCGCUCCAAUUCCCUGCGGACCAUCCCUGUUCGCCUUUUCUGGGACUGUCGUAGUCUGGAGUUUCUGGAUUUGAGCACAAAUCGUUUGCGAAGUUUGGCACGCAAUGGAUUUGCAGGAUUAAUCAAACUGAGAGAGCUUCACCUAGAGCACAACCAGCUGACAAAGAUUAAUUUUGCUCAUUUCCUACGGCUAAGCAGUCUGCACACGCUCUUCUUACAGUGGAAUAAAAUUAGCAACUUGACAUGUGGGAUGGAGUGGACCUGGGGCACCAUAGAAAAGCUUGAUUUGACUGGAAAUGAAAUCAAAGCCAUCGACAUUACAGUGUUUGAGACCAUGCCUAAUCUUAAAGUACUUCUAAUGGAUAACAACAAGCUCCACAGCCUGGAUUCCAAGAUCUUAAAUUCUCUCAGAUCCUUAACUACAGUUGGCCUCUCUGGCAAUCUGUGGGAAUGCAGCCCCAAAAUCUGUGCACUGGCCACAUGGCUGAGUGGUUUCCAAGGUCGGUGGGAGCACUCAAUACUGUGCCACAGCCCAGACCACACCCAGGGAGAGGAUAUUCUAGAUGCAGUUUAUGGAUUUCAGCUUUGCUGGAAUUUAUCAACUACUGUCACUGCCAUGGCUACAAGUUACAAAGAUCCAACCACUGAAUACACAAAAAGAAUAAGCUCAUCAAGUUACCAUGUGGGAGACAAAGAAAUCCCAACUACUGCAGGCAUAGCAGUUACUACUGAUGAACACUUUCCUGAACCAGACAAUGCCAUCUUCACUCAGCGAGUAAUUACAGGAACAAUGGCUUUAUUGUUUUCUUUCUUUUUUAUUAUUUUUAUAGUGUUCAUCUCCAGGAAAUGCUGCCCUCCUACUUUAAGAAGAAUUAGGCAGUGCUCAAUGAUUCAGAACCACAGGCAACUCCGAUCCCAAACACGACUCCAUAUGUCAAAUAUGUCAGACCAAGGACCAUAUAAUGAAUAUGAACCCACCCAUGAAGGACCCUUCAUCAUCAUUAAUGGUUAUGGACAGUGCAAGUGUCAGCAGCUGCCAUAUAAAGAAUGUGAAGUAUAAUAACCUACAAGUCAUCAAAAAUUACAUCAGAUAAGUAACCUAUUUUAAAUUGUAGGGGGCUAAAUACAUAACUAAUUUUUACAAAUGGUGACAUUAAGCCUAAUUUUCCAAAACAAGUGGAGACAUAGUUUUUGAAGUGGUGAAGUAUUUUUUAUUUUUAUUUUUUAAAUGGAACCAUAUUUUAAGUGUUAAAAGAAGCAAUGAUUACAUUACUUUGCACUCCUAUUUGGAAAUCUAAAAAUACUCACUUCAAAAUAAUGUAAGAUGUUACAUGUUAUGUAAUCAUACCAUCAUGUGUAAACAUUUAUACUAAAGUCUCCAAUGUGCUACUUUUUUCUACUGAAAACGGUCUGAAAAGAAGUGAGCAUGAAAGAAUACAGAUCAUAAUCUGUUCCACUGUGGCUAUCUGAUCUCAUGGAUUACAGCUGGCUCACUAACUAUAAAGGAAGACUUAAUGAAAGAUUUCAUAUGUGAUUAUAAUUUGAUAUUGACUCAGAUAUAUAAUCAACAGUCACAUGUAAGUGGAAUUCUGCGUCUAAUGAGAUAUGGCCCAUUUAAAAGCCUUUUUGCCCAAGUCUAUCCACAGUCAUUGCCUAGGUUAGUGGGUAUAUGCCAGAGCUCACAUUACAAAUUCAGAACACUUUAUAUCAUUUGAAUGGGCUUGGUUCAGAUGCUUAAACAAAGAAUUCAACUGAUGACCAAAUGGUCUCAUUACAGUUAAAUCCAUACUAAAUAAUUACAUUAAAUCAUUAAGGUCUCUGGUUUUACUUUUACAAAUCUUUUUGUGAAAUUUAGACAGUUACUUAAAAUGGAGUGGUAAAGUGGCAUUUCAACACUAAUAUACUCAAUCUUACAUUUAAGUGUAAAUGAAAAACCAAGGUUAACUAGGGGGAGGGAGGUAUAACAAGGAGGAAUCCACAAAUGAGUCAAUGCCAUAAUCCCAUGACAUUCUUAAUCUAGCCAGAAGGCUAAUUCACAUAAUGACCACUUGUCCCAAGAGAGGGGUUUAAACUCUAUACCCUUCUUUUUGUCUGUUUUUCAGUCUUUAAAGAACAUUUUAAAUAACUGGCUAGCAAGAUGUGUUAGAAUACAAAUCGACUAUCAAAAAUCACUUCUUUAAAAUACUGAGUUUUAUGUUCAAGAAUGAAAACCAAAAAAAAAUAUUAAUUUAACAACAAAGCAUUCUGAAAAUAAAGGCAAGUGUGUUACUUAAAAAUAACCUGUCAGUCAGGAAAAAUACAUAUGCCUAUGUGUCCACACAGUAACACCAUGGUACCAAUGGUACAAGGCAAUGAAAAUUCAAACAUUACAGAAUUUGAAUGACUCAAAACAAACCAGGUUAAUUAAAGUUAACAAAAACAGGCAAAAGUAAGGUGGAUAUGGACAGUUAUAUGUACCAACAUACACUGGUGUGUUAGAUUCAAUAGUAUCUGAACAUUAGGUUGCCAUACACACAGCUAAAUUGUUUUUAAAAAGAAUAACCCAAUAAUUUAGAGUGUUAAUAUAGUUUUAAACAAUUUAAUGAUUACUGGGAGCUAAUGGUGUCAAACUUUUCACAGAGAAAAGGCUUACCUAACUAUUGUUGUUUUAACUUCAGUUUUGAUUAAAAAAAAAACAAUUGGUAGGAAAUUUGGGUUUCAGAGGCCAAUUCCAAAUUCACAUUUUAACAUUUUCUUGUAAACAAGAUAUGAUGUAUCUAUAAUCACACGCAACUGCAGGAUCAAAUCACUGACCUGAUUUGAAAGUGUGGUUUGUUUGGGUUUUUUUUUUUUUAAACCACUGGCAUUUGCUGCCUGGGAAAUGGUUUAUGCAUAGAUGUCCAGAUCCUCUCCCCCUAACCCCCUCAAAACUUUCCUUUUUAUUCUUCAAUUAAAUUGUCCAUAGGCAUAAUAUUCUUCAAUAAGGACGGUCUAUCCUAUCAGGAAAAUAGAAUGUCAGACUAUACCAUCCCAUGCAAUUGUAGUAUGUUUAACCAUUAUAGUCUUUUGGAGCAAGAUAGGCUUGUAUACCUCUCUCCUUUUCCCCCUCCCUUACAAUUUUUUUCUAAGUCACUAAAGGAACAAGAAGAUUAUAAAUUACGGUACAAUACAAUUGCCUUUUGGAAAGUUACAUUAAUAUGGUAAAGCCAUAUUUUUUUUUACUCUCCUAAGCUUCCAUCCUGCUCAACUGAUGUGCAGCAGGCAGACAUCACCCUCAUUUCUUCCUAAACUAUACACUGUGCGUGUGCAAGGGCAGAAACUGAUUUUACAAGGAAACACUGGUCCCAAAAAGCAGGAUCAGAACCUGACUGAUAAAAUAACACCUAAGGGGCAAAUAUGGUUGUUUUGUUGUUUUUGAUCAUGACAAGAGUUGCUCUAGGCAUAAUGAAGGUUUCUUGUAUGGCGAUGAAUAACAGGAAUAUUUGUAAUAAUUUUGAUCACAAAUUAGUUAGUUUAAACUGAUUUUUUCUCAAGAAACAGCGUAGACAUCCCACAAGACACAGAAAGCAAAUGAGCUAUCCACAGGUAAAAUUCUGAGAACUGAAUAGGAAAAACUGGUUCUGUGGCCUCUGAGGAAUAGGAUUUGCAAAGACCACCAAGAGAGACUUUUCAAGUGGAUCUUAAAAAGAUAAAAAUUAUUGAUCUCCUUUGCCUUUUGUAGUGCAUGGAGAGAAUGUGAAUAACCAAACCAAAUACCUAUUUUCCUUUUUCACUAAUGAGGCGCCUUUCUUUUCCUGUGACCCACAGAAGGCAUGAAUCUAUUUAAUUUUGAUCUCUUUAUGCUUCAGCACCAGGAUUAGGUUGUUAUUCAUCUGUGCUCUCUCUCUCUCUCUCUCUCUCUCUUCACAAACUGGCUACUGUCAAACAACAAAACUCUGUAUUUCGUUAACUGAAGUCAAAUGAAAAUUUUUAUGUUAAUUUCUCCCACACAAAAAGUUUUAUAUCAUUUUUACUACAUAGUCACUGAAAACAGAAUCAAAUUCAUGAUAGGAUGUUAUACCCACCUAAUAACAGGAGCUAGUUUACAAUCAUUUAUAUACAUUGUUUAAGCUUGUGAGAGUUUGAGCUUGCAUGGGAUUUCAAUCACUUUAUUGAAAAGGAAAAAAAGCCAGUAAAUUUAUAAAUUCAUAAAGCUGAGCUAGAGAGAGCACCCACUGCCAACAAUUGAAAGCAACGAUACUUGUUUUUUAAGCCAGAAAUCUACACUAACAUUCAUAAUUUCCUACUGUGUCUAAGUUAAUUUUUGCGCCAGUUUAAUGAAUAGAAAAUUGAUUAAACCUCUCAAUUUCAAUAAUUAUGGAAACCCAUCUGCUUACUCUAAGGCCAUGUAGGCCUUAGGCUUUUUGAAUCUUUCCUUGAUCUUUCCAAUAAAAAGACCUCCCUGCUGAAGCACUGAGGUCUUAAACCUAAAAUUUAAAACUACUGAGAACACAAUUUUUAACGCUUACUUUCUGAGACUAAGAAUAGUAAUCACAAAAGCUUUACUACACCCCUGAACCUAUAUAAAGUGUAAGGCUCCUUACUAUUAUCAUUUUCCUAACAUAGCAAUACAAUUAAAGGUCAUUCUGGAGAAUCUACUUUGGGCUAGUUUUCAUAUCUUAAUUCACUAAACAACUUCUUGAGAGGUAAGGCAUAGAAAGCUGGACAAACAAUAAUUCACAUCUACCUAACCUGAGGCAAAUUCAUGAUCUAAUAAGGCCAAAACAAAUACAAAAAGGACUGUUUGAGCUUUCAUAUUGAAGAUGCAAACAUCUAAAAAGCUCUAUCUGCUACCCUUUUCAACUACUCUUUUUUCCCUUAGUGAUAAAAAUUCACAUGUAAGGAAUGCUAUAGUCAUUUUUUUUUUCAACAAUGAACCUGGAGACUCAAAAGUGCAGCCCAAAUGCAUUGUGUUCAAAUCACCUUUGAGAGCCAUUUUGGGGAAACGGGUGGGA
Molecule: messenger RNA, 5868 nt
Organism: Phascolarctos cinereus (koala)
Lineage: Eukaryota; Metazoa; Chordata; Mammalia; Diprotodontia; Phascolarctidae
Gene: LRRTM2
Product: leucine rich repeat transmembrane neuronal 2
Molecular function (GO): protein binding
Source: RefSeq, a predicted model, not a curated record